Molecule: messenger RNA, 906 nt
Organism: Cantharellus anzutake
Lineage: Eukaryota; Fungi; Basidiomycota; Agaricomycetes; Cantharellales; Hydnaceae
Exons: 1
Source: RefSeq, a predicted model, not a curated record
AUGGCAUGGAUAGCUGAUUUGGAGGAAGUCCUUGACCUCCUUGGACUUCGGCGAAAUCGGUGCCCUAAGUGUAUUGCUGGCUACGAGGACCUUGGUGGCAACCAGGUUGGGGCCAACCCAACCCCAACCCGAACAGGUGAGGACAUUCUGAAAGCACUACGCAAACUUCGAACAAGGUUCCCCAAGGCCACAACCUGGCAGUUUUCUGUGAAAGGGAGAGAUCUCGGACUGCUCGGGGUGGAGAAUCUAUGCUGGGAAGGGCUUUCAGUGGACAUCUGCCGAGUUGUGUGUCUUGACUUACUCCAUGGGUUGCACAAAUAUAUCAGUGAUCACCCGAAAGCAUGGAUCACCAAAACGAUUGGAGUAGCCGAACUUGAUGCAUGCUUCAUUGCCCAACCUUACCGGAGAGGACAGCGCACAUUCCAUAACGGCAUAUCUAAGAUCUCACAGUGGUCUGGCCGUGAAAACCGAGAUUUUCAGCGUCACCUAGCCGUCACUGUUGCAGGAGCUUACGAGAAGGGGACAGGGAAAGAAUCCCCACGUAUGAUGCAGGCAACUCGCUCCCUGCUUGAUUUCUCUUACAAGGCACAGUUUCCGGUCCAUUCAGACAUCACUUUGGAGUCAAUGAUCCAUGAUCUGAAGGUUUACUAUUCAAGUGUUAGGGUGUUCAUCGAGAAUGGUGCCCGCUGUAAUGGGAAGGGCGUACCGAUUAGCCAUUUCCGAAUCCCCAAGCACCACAACCUCUGUCACUUCAUGGAUGAUAUUCGCGAUCACGGAACACUGGACAACGGUUCAUCAGAGAUAACUGAGGCAUUGCAUAUCCCCACUUGCAAAGUCACUUACCAUGCGACAAAUCGAAGAGGAUUCACCACCCAAAUUCUCGAUCAGCUUCAACGUAUUGAUUCC